UCCACUAUUUCUGUUUAUUGAGCGAGUUCAUAUUUACCUGAGCGUCGACACUCCUAUAUCUCCAUCAUUAGAAGCAACUGUUAAUGUAAUAGUUGAUUACACCAAUGGCUGUCGUUUCACAGAAUAUAAAAGCAGUUCUUUUUUAAACGUUGAUGUACUGACUUUCGAUGAUGUAAUUCAGGCCACUCACAUAAAAAAUCGGCCACCAUUUGAUCAGUACAUGCCAAAUGUUACUUCUCAUGGCGAGAAUAUGAAAAGCGAUGCUUUGGUUAUAAAAUGCAUAAUGCUUUUGAGUGAUUACCUUCAAUUGCCACAUUUUGUCUUCGAUGCCAAAGUGUUAACGUCAGACAAACAUCUUGAUUUUUUUAAAAACUUACAAUCGAUGUACGAUCCCAGUAUGUUUAGCGAUUUUGUUUUCAAAGUGGGCGAUCAAUCCUUCCCAGUUCACAAAAUAAUCCUCUCUGCUCAUUCUCCAGUGUUCAAGAAUAUGAUGACCCACGAGUUCGAAGAAUCCAAGACCAACAGCGUGACCAUUACGGACACCACACCUGAAAUAUUUGAUUCAUUCCUGAGGUAUUUGUAUUCAG
Messenger RNA from Parasteatoda tepidariorum (common house spider), 587 nucleotides. Lineage: Eukaryota; Metazoa; Arthropoda; Arachnida; Araneae; Theridiidae. The record is from RefSeq and is a predicted model, not a curated record.